Molecule: messenger RNA, 326 nt
Organism: Schistosoma guineensis
Lineage: Eukaryota; Metazoa; Platyhelminthes; Trematoda; Strigeidida; Schistosomatidae
Source: the annotation of a GenBank genome assembly
GAAGAACGGGAAUAUACAUUUAGAUUUAUAAUGGAUUACAUAAUACGAUUCAAUUAUCUAAUUUUAUUAUUCGUUUUAGUUUCCUCAAUAUAUUCACUAGAUAGUAUAACCGAUUCUGAUGAUCUAGAUGAGAUAAUAAAUGAAGAACCAGAAAAUAUGGUAACAUUUUAUCGACAAGAUCGUUCUACACUAUUUCCACGAGUUGGUAGAUCAGAUACAAGGAGAAUGAAUAGAUUGAAACGAAUUCUAAUGAACAAUCCAGGUUCCACUAUUGGUUCACCGAAACGAGCUGUUCGUAUUGUGCGCUAUGGAAAAUAAUAAAUUGG